AAAAUACAUCGCCUAUGAAUUUUCCAUACGAUGAUGAACGACCACAGAAGACACGUCACCUGCGCAGCAGCCGGUUCCCAACCGACGUCGUCGCCCACCGUUCCUUCGGCGCCACAACAAGCUGGUGUUCUCCAGUCAGUAUAUUCUUGUCCUCGACGUAAUACCUCCCGGGGGAGUUCCCAGGUGGAACCGGUUCUUCAAGGACAAUGAAGAAAAAUCUGGAGGAUCUGUGGGCUGAAGAUGCUCGUCGCAGUCUCCGGAUAUACAAAAUCAUAGCGGGAAUUAUGGGCGUCUGGCCAUUUACAUGUCAACAGACGUUCUCCAAAAUUCGCUUCACGUCUCUCAUAAUUAUUCUGAUGUCCUUGAUAACUAUGCUUGCGGUAGAUCUCCUUAUCAGGUCUGACAAUAUAAAUGCAACAUUAGAGUCAGUUGUUUUUGGUCUGAGUGGAUUUCUGGGAAUAGUGAAGAUAACGCUUCCAAGAAUUUACUGGAGACACAUAGAGUCCAUCCUAAUUUCGACAGCUCACGAUUGGUCAACAACGACGAGUCCAAAAUUUCGUGAAAUCGUUAAUAAAAGCUCGCUGAUUGGCACAGCAUCAUUUGUCCUUCUACUCGGCGGUUCACUCUUAAUUAGCGGGCUGUUUGGACUGUAUAAAGUCACCCUGAACCUCAGGGUAACCAGUAGAAAUUUGACGGGACAGCACGUGCUGUUCGGUGCCGGCUAUUGGACAUCAAAUCUUCCUUUGAUGGAAAUGACGCCUGUUACUGCCACAUUAUCAGCCACCUCAGCGGACAGUUUGAAAUAUUGUCAAUGA
Diachasmimorpha longicaudata is the source of this 815-nucleotide messenger RNA. RefSeq lists its product as uncharacterized. The transcript is spliced from 3 exons. The coding region runs from base 207 to 815 and encodes 202 amino acids. Lineage: Eukaryota; Metazoa; Arthropoda; Insecta; Hymenoptera; Braconidae. The record is from RefSeq and is a predicted model, not a curated record.